Molecule: messenger RNA, 1578 nt
Organism: Oncorhynchus keta (chum salmon)
Lineage: Eukaryota; Metazoa; Chordata; Actinopteri; Salmoniformes; Salmonidae
Product: polyunsaturated fatty acid lipoxygenase ALOX15B-like
Exons: 2
Coding region: 185-568 (127 amino acids)
Biological process (GO): lipid oxidation; linoleic acid metabolic process
Molecular function (GO): oxidoreductase activity, acting on single donors with incorporation of molecular oxygen, incorporation of two atoms of oxygen; metal ion binding
Source: RefSeq, a predicted model, not a curated record
AAUUCCAGGAAAGUAGGCUGUGGUGUAAUGUUGGCCCCUGAGUUUACUUUAGCUGCCAUUUCAGAAAAGCUCAUCGGGAGUCCACAUACACUGCAACAUUUUUUGCUCUAUCUGCCCUAAAGUUAAAAAAGGUGAACUAUCCCUUUAACCCAUCUUGAAGAAUGCCAGUAUAGGAGGUACAGGGAUGGUGGAGUUCCUGAAGAAUGCGAUGGCCUCAUUGACCUACAGCUCCCUCUGUAUGCCGGAGGACAUCACUGCACGUGGUCUGGAGUCAAUCCCCAACUUCUUCUACAGGGAAGAUGGACUCAGGCUGUGGGACAUCGUCCACAGGUUUGUUCACAAUGUGAUUGGUCACUACUGCACCUGUGACUCAGAUGUCCAGAAGGACACUGAACUGCAGAACUGGAUAGAGGAUAUCUUCUUCUAUGGGUUCAUGGCAGAAACCUGCACAGGUUACACUUUUCUCAUUCAAAUGACACAAUCUGCGUUACAAAUGGCAACAGCUCUCUGGUCAAAACUAGUGCACUAUUUAGGGAAAAGGGUUCAAUUUGAUAGACUACACUUUUAAAAAUUGUGAUACUGUUGCAUCGCUGCAACUCAAAGUAUAAUAUUAAAUCACAAUGGUUCUCUACAGAUCUGGUUUGUUGAUUAAAUUAUUUCUGAUAUCAAAUGUGUCCAUUCCCUUAGGCUUCUCAUUCCCUUACUAUAUUCUGGAUCAUUUGCAAAAUGUGUCAAUUCAGUGUCUGAUCUUAGCAUACUGAGUCUAUUUUUAAGUAAUGUUGAAAUCCAAGGCAGGAAUGUCUAUUUGCCCUUGUCAUACACCUACCUGAAUCCCAACAAUGUGGAGAACAGUGUGAGCAAGGGCGGUGUUUAUUAGGCCCCAAAUGGAAGGAAACUCAUUGAUACAGGGAGACUACCUUGUAUUCUGUUGAGACAUGUUUUAAAACAUUUAUCUUAUGGUGUGCCCUAAUCAUUACGACCCAGGCACUUUACUCUAUUGUGGUUCAGUCCACUUUUUCUUAUUUUUAAUAGCACCAUAGCCACAUAACUAGAGCUGGCCAUGCAGUCAAGAUGAGACGUUACAUGUUUCUACUUCUGUUUUGUAUGCCACUAGCUGAGUGUUUUAGUUGGGUUCUUCGCCCUUGUAUAACUGAAUUGUUUGUUCCUUGGCUCCCUUCCUGUUCAUGGCUAAUUCCAAAAUCUAAUCUUGCAUGCAAAACAGGAAGCUACUGUUGCAUGGCCUUCCAUUUACCUGCUAACCAGAAGGAGGUGUGGUAUAUGGUUCCUAUAGAGACAGGUGACCUUAAUAAAUAUAACUUAUUUCAGCUACCUGCCUCCCUCUAAAAGGGGAGUGUUGACAGUAAACUACCAAAUGGACAACACCUACAGACAUCAGUUCCCAUAGGACCUUGCUGCUGAGAGUAAGCUGCAAGUGACGUUCCUGAUUUAUUAGCAGUGUAGCUUUAAAUUGAACCCACUCAAUAAAUGGGUGGUAGCCAGAAGGGAACUACUGUCCAUACAGCAAAGAUAGAGAUUAUCUUUUUGUUCAUCUGCUUUGUAACUCUAUUUGCUGGCUGA